Molecule: messenger RNA, 1272 nt
Organism: Oryza brachyantha (malo sina)
Lineage: Eukaryota; Viridiplantae; Streptophyta; Magnoliopsida; Poales; Poaceae
Product: desiccation-related protein PCC13-62-like
Exons: 3
Coding region: 85-1071 (328 amino acids)
Biological process (GO): microtubule-based process
Cellular component (GO): microtubule
Molecular function (GO): GTP binding
Source: RefSeq, a predicted model, not a curated record
ACCAAUCGAUCGAUCGAUCAUUUCGUGUCACCGUCGAUCGUGCCGUGUGCGCGAGCGAAUCACUAGUCGCGGCUCGAUCUAGCGAUGGUUCCACCGUACACGCUCGCCUUCUUCGCCGCGGCCGUGGCGCUGGCCGCCGCGCUGUGCGGUGGCGGCGCCGUCGCGCGGGCGCAGGACAUGGACAACGAGUGGGCGCGGAGCAGGGGGUUCUACGGCGGCGGCACCGGCAGCGGGGGCGGCGCCGCGCUGCUGCCGCAGUCGGACGUGGACCUGCUGGAGUUCCCGCUGAACCUCGAGUACCUGGAGGCGGAGUUCUUCUGCUGGUCGGCGCUGGGCUACGGCCUCGACGGCAUCGACGCCAACCUCGCCGGCGGCGGGCCUGCCCCCAUCGGCGGCCAGACCGCCGCACUCACCCCGUUCGUCCGCGACAUCGCCACCCAGUUCUGCUACCAAGAAGUCGGCCACCUCAGGGCGAUCAAGCAGAACGUGAGGGGGUUCCCGCGGCCGCUGCUGGACAUCAGCGCGGCGAACUUCGGCAAGAUCGUGGCGCAGGCGAUGAACACGACGACGCUGGACCCGCCCUUCAAUCCCUACGAGAACAGCCUCAACUUCCUCCUCGCCUCCUACAUCAUCCCCUACGUCGGCCUCACCGGCUACGUCGGUGCCAACCCCAAGCUCCUCACACCUCAGGCCAGGAAGCUGGUGGCGGGGCUGCUGGGCGUGGAGUCGGCGCAGGACGCGGUGAUCAGGGCGCUGCUGUACGAGCGCGGGCUGUCGCGGGUGGCGAGCUACGGCGUCGGGGUGGCGGAGCUGACGGCGCACAUCUCCGAGCUGCGGAACGCGCUGGGGAGGAAGGGCAUCAAGGACGAGGGGCUGGUGGUGGCGCCGGGGCAGGGGCCCGAGGGCCAGACCGUCGGCAACAUCAUCGCCGGCGACCGCUUCUCGCUCGCGUACGACCGCACCCCCGAGGAGAUCCUCGGCGUCGUGUACGGCUCCGGCGACCCCGCCAAGGCCGGCGGGUUCUUCCCCCAGGGCGCCGACGGCCGCAUCGCCAGAGCCUACAUCGCUUAGCCAAGCCGAUCAAAGAAAGGGACUUUAGAUGAAUCGGAACAUAUAUAAUUGCUGUUCUUGCAAGCUGUAGACUAUAUACUUACACCUUACAUGUGUGUCAGUGGGAAAAAUGUUUUGUUUCAGACCUUGGGCAUGAAUCAAUUUGGACAGUGUAUGCAUGCAUACUGGAUGCUAAUAUCAAUAAAUCAAGGGAUAUUUGCA